This is a messenger RNA of Caenorhabditis angaria, 1650 nucleotides long. Lineage: Eukaryota; Metazoa; Nematoda; Chromadorea; Rhabditida; Rhabditidae. The record is from the annotation of a GenBank genome assembly.
AUGGCGUACAUUUUUCUGAUAACUGAAGGAGUCGCAUUGGUGGCUGCGGCAUUUUCGUUUGUUAUGAACGGAUUUAUCAUUUUAAUUUUUGCAACGUGAGUUGGGAGGAAUGGUUCAAAAAUUGGUUUUUGGGGAAGAUUGUUCGGUUCACAUUUUAGGCGAAAGUUGCCAAGGCUGUCACGGUCCUACUCAGCAACUUUGUGGUUCAAUUAGAUAUAGGUUGGGUUGGAGCUAGGCACUGAAGAAAACGUUUAUAUUUUAUCUGCUAGGAUAAGGUUGUCUAACUUGAUAAUUCAUUAAUUCCCGAAAAAUCUCAACGAAGCUAUCUUAUUAACAAAAAUUCCCUAAACUGUUAUUUGUUCCCUUUUUUCAACUCGUCAUAAUCAACAUCUGAUUUUUAAUCAGAAAUUCUGAUAUCAUUUCAUUUUAUCAAGGAAGGCCCAAAGUUGUUGGUACCAGCUGAAUUUUUAGAAGACGACAGAUGUUUUCUGAUCGUGCUGAUCUUUGUGUAUUUCUUCUCAAAAAUGUUGCCGAUCAAAAAACUUGUGAAUUUUUACUUCGUGAAAUAGAAUUAGAAUUAUGUUCAUAUAUAAACGAAUAAAAUGUAGUUUUGGAGUAAAACACAAGAGAUUACCCUAUAAAAACUUUCAGGAAACGUAUUCCUAAUGCCGAAAAUCUUCGACUUGCUUUCUAUCUUGCGAUCGGAGAUAUUGGUUAUGCUCUAGCCGCAAUGAUCCACGUCGGAUACGAAUUUUACAUGUGGAAUGAUGUGUAUUUCGAUUACAACCCCUAUUUUAUCAUCUACACAAACUCGUUUUUGCCAGCUCAUUUGAAAAUUGUUGUGAUUGUUAGUUUGGGAAUGGCGUUUGAUCGAGUUCUGGUAAGGAUUUUUGACUUUGACAAAAAAGUGCAACUCAGUGUUUGUGAAAAAACCCAAAACUUUCAAAUCCAAAUUCCAGGCAAUAUAUUUCCCAGUGUUCUACCGCCAAACCAGUCGCACUCAAUACGCCAACAUCACCUUCAUCGUCGGGUUUGUCUGGUUUCAAUUCGAUUACUGGUUCCAAAUGCUAACCCCUGAUUUUGUCCACCAUCCAAAUUGUCCAACAAUGUCAUGCUUUGUCAACAAAUAUUUUUUGAUGUAUGUCAGUUAUUCCAACACAUUUUGUGGUGUUCUGAUAGUUGUUAUGAGUAUUUUUGUGUUUAUUGGACUUCGAAAAAUCUCGAACAAGAAAACAUCAACCGGAUCUUCUACACCUGUUGCCUCAAACUCUACACAAAAAUCAAAAGCUCUAAAUGUUUUUCAACAAGCCAAUCGAAUCACUGUGGGAAUACUUUUUGCAUCUCUAUUUUUUGUAACAAUUCCCUCACUUCUUGUAACUUUAUACGAGGAGAUUACCGGAGUUUCGUUGUUCAAUAAAUUAGGACCAUUUUAUAUCGCAGCAAUUCUAGUGAAUGGUAGGUUUCCUGAUCCAACUAGAACAUCUAUCGAAACUCUGAAUGUUUUCAGGAGUCGCUGACGCUUCGGUGUUCAUUGUGUUGAACUUCAAAAACAUCGGGAAAAAAUCGGGAAGCCGAAGAAACACUGUAGUUACAACAACUCAGAGUCGAUUCACAUCUGAAAAUCCGAGAAAAAUGACACUUGUGAAAUAA